AUGCCUCCUCGUUUUCGCAUUUGCCCCAUUUGUCAGCAGGGAUUCGGCACAGCCUCUCUCCCGAUACACAUACCGCAGUGCUACGAAAAAGCAAUGAAACGCUGGCAUCUCAAUCCUGUUGGACCGAUGCCAAUCAUGCCCUCCUUACAACUGACGCUGCCCGGGGGCGGGAAAAAUAGCAUUGGUGGUUCAGCGCGUGGUGCUGGUGUGAUCGGUGCAAGGUCCUUGCUGAAACAGGAGUCCUUUGCAGGUGUUCCUGAAUACUCUGAAGAGAAUACGAACUUGCAUCCGUGUUCACGUUGCGGAAGAAAGUUUUUAUUUGAUCGCAUUGCCUACCAUGAGAGUGUAUGCAAGGGAAACACAAAACGUAAGGUAUUUGACAGCGGCAAACAACGCGCUAUUUUUGACGAAGAUGGUGGGUUUUGUAGUGGAUCUCGGCAUUCAUACAAGAAAAAAGGUAAGCGUGCAAAAUCCAUGUUAGGUGAUUUCCCGGCGGCUGGUGGUAUUCCAAAAACACACUGGCGUGAACAGCAUCGUGAGUUUAUUGAAGCAAUACGUGCAGCACGUAAUUCAACGAGUGCUAGCCGAGCAAUGUGGGGGGAACCUGUCGCAACGGCAUCACGUGCCAGGGUAGACAACCGCCAACGUGCACUCCCUUCUGUCCUGAGGCACCAAAAGGGAAUGCAGAUGCGUCAGCAACGAACACAGCAAACGAUUGAGCCUUUUACUUCUAGGCAGUCACUGGCUGGUCGAAGAGCACCGCCUAGACGAAAUUAUGGAAGUGCCUUUGGCGGAGGAGGAGAACGUUUUACGGGGGGUGGCGGCCUGGGUGGGGGAGGCGCCGGAAGAAUACUCAACGAUAAUACAACCAGUUUGGGAAUGCUCCAAGCGUUUGGCCGAGCUUAG
Molecule: messenger RNA, 906 nt
Organism: Trypanosoma rangeli
Lineage: Eukaryota; Euglenozoa; Kinetoplastea; Trypanosomatida; Trypanosomatidae
Exons: 1
Coding region: 1-906 (301 amino acids)
Source: RefSeq, a predicted model, not a curated record